CUUUCGUUCGUUCCUCACCCGAUUGGCUACUUUUCCGCUUUAUUCGAGAUGCGUGAGGAAAAGGAGAAAAUUAUUGGCUACGAUGCCUGCCGUUCAAAGUGACAGGCUUGUAAUAAGGCUGCGCAGUUUUCUAUGGUGCGUGGGGUUUGUUUGUGGAUGUUGGUUGGCUUGCUUUCAGUGAUGACGUUGCCGUGGGAAGAAUAUGCCUGUACAUUGGUGGACCAAACAUGCAGUGUGAGGGUUGACUGGGAGCUGCGAAUGGGUAACAGGGCGCCUGCGCGUCCCGGCGAAGGCAAGGUCUACGUUGAAAAGUCACCCUUGGGCCUAACGAAUUGGGCAAUAUACGCAUGACGUAACGAAAACCCGCCCGAAUGACCCUCGCCGGGUUGGCCCAGAGCUUGUGACGUGUUGGAAAUUACUGAAUGACACUUGAGGAGAGUAUCGGGUCCCGUCCUGGAAAGCGCGGCGUGCCCUUCGGAAAGCGCAGCUGGUUGGCUGCCCGCCGCGGGAGGCGGAGCCCAGGCCGACUCGGUUCCGUUGCGUCAACCUUACCCGGGCUCUGCCAUUGGCUGCCGCCCAGCCCGGUCGCCCUGGGGACGUGGCUGGAGCAAAGGGCCGACGAAGUCGUGGCGCCGGACGGCGAGCGCGGGGCGAAGGAAGCGGUAAGUCGGCUCCCCGGGGAAGCGGGCAGAACCACCUGUGUGGAAAGGGAACCGCGGCACUGCCGGGCGGAGGAGCCUCCUCUGCGGCCAGAGGCGCGUCUCUCUCUCUGUGAAGCUGCUCUCAGCAUGGGAUGAAACGCGGAGCAUUAAUUAACGGACCAAUUUUGUGGCCCUUUCAGGGGGCAGAGGCGGGAAGGUCGUCGGCGCUGGUCCCUGGUUUAACCACUCCGUCUCUUCCUUUUUUUCAGGGUCCAGGAUCAUCCCGCAACUUGGAAGGACCGAAAGAGAUGCUACUUCCUCCCGGGACCCGCACUGGAAGCUGACAGACUGUGGGCGAGCACAUGGCCAGGUGAGGCGAUGGGAUCGCGGGUCCCCCUCCGGAUUACCCGCGCCGUCUUCUUUCCGGCAUUGUCGGCUUCCUCCUCGUCGUCGUACCCCGUGGGCGUGGGUCGCUUCCCUGCUGCUAGGCAGGGCGGUGGCGACCUUGAUGCCACUGGAAGAGCAGGUGCGCUGUGGGAGCCUUGGGGGCUGGAGUUUGAGACCUCUGACCCACAAGCGCAGGGGGAGAUCAACAAAGAAAGUGAAGAAUCCUACAAAGAUCUAUUGAUCUGAAAAUGAGAUAUAGCCCAGCACUGAUCUGGGUUCGAGAUUGCUUGUUGAUCGGCAUGGCUUUGGGACGGGUUUUGCAUUUAGAACUGCUUUGCUGUUCUUCCUGAAAACUUCGGCGUUGCCUUUUGAUUUGUGCUCAUGGCACGAUCUUCUCUUGCCGCUCAGAGAUUGAGAUACACACAGCGUCAUCUACCCUUCUCUUCUGCUCCCCUGCCCCUGGUGACCCAAGUUACAAUGACGCUGUCAGCCUCUUCCCUUGCUCCCUCUGUGAGGCUAGUAUGUCUUAAAAAGCUCUGCUGUUACAGCCAACCUGGCUAGCAGCCACUUAAGUUCAAAGAUCACAGCUUGGUGCUAAUCGGUGCAGGGUAGAAGAGUGUUUCCAAGUGGUCUCUGCAGAGUAUCUGUGAUUGUUUCCCAGCACUUUAACCCCAUUAUUAUUCAAGUCCCAAAUGCAUGGUUGGGAAAGGGGAACGAAGAACAGAGUAGCAGGGGCCCACCUGCAAGUUAGGAAAGAUUGAAAAUGUACAAUGCACGUCAUGUGUGCCUUUCCACAAAGCUGUGUUAAUGAUUAUGGCUGCAAUCCCGGGGAGUAAGCCCAAUGAAUGUAGCAGGAUGUACUUCUGAAUGAACAUGCAUAGGCUUGCGUUGUCGGUGAUUAAUUGCAAGCUAUUGCUAGCUGACUCAAUUGGCUUGUUUAGAUGCAAGGUUGCCACUGCCCUUAAAAUAUUGUUUUAAGACUGCAGUACUCAGUACUCACAUGGGUCCCAUCUGCUCCUUGUUACAUUCCCAGCUGCUUUGGAAGAAAGAUCCUCCUGUACCAAACUUCCAGCUGUAGGCUAUGCUGGUUUAGCUGUGUAUGUUGGAAGCUUCAGCACUUGGAUUUCUUGUUGGCAAGGACCUGUGGCUGACCGAUGAGGCUUUGCUAGACGUUUAACAACUGUUUAAUCUGAUUUUUCCCCUCUUCCAGGAUCAGUUUUUCCUGCCUGUGUCCAGCAUCUUGGCACUUCACAGUGCCUUCAGUGAGCCUUUGUCUCCGUCAGCGGCUGGGCCUGCUGGGCCUCUUACUUGCAGCCAGUAUUUUGCUACUUGUGGGAAUCACAAAUCUAUGGCGUUGGAAAACUAGUUCUCGGGACUGGCAGUCUGAAAGGUGGGUGAAUGUGACGGCACUGGCAUGAAGUAUGCUGAGAUAAGGCAAAAAGAUGCUUUCAAAGGAGUCAAUCGACUUCCAUUGCUUGCAUUUCCAAGUUAGCUAAGCUUUAGCAAAGCAUUCUAAAUUAAUUGCUUCUGAAAUGGCUUGUUCAUUUAGGCAUAAAGGCCACUUUGUACCCUACAAAACGCAUAGAGAGAUUAGUUAAGAAUACAGCACAGUACUGCUCUGAGACAGCUAGGGCAGCCAACAGACUUCUGAAAAACAGUAUGUUCUAAAGUAAGGUACAGCAGCACAAAAUAUCUUUUUUGCACAUUUGUGAGAUAAAGCCAGAUAUAAUUAUUUUUUUCCUGCUCUAAAAUAGAGGAGAGCCGCAGGAAAUGAAAUGGGUUUAAGGAAGCAAUUGUCCAGCAAGACAAAUUAGUUUAUGCAUGAAAUGAAACCAACCCUAAAGGGCAUAAAGGUGUCUUCAGGGUUAGAAAGUACUGUGUGCCUUUUAAUCAAAGCUAAGAUUAUUCUGUACUUUGGGGUUCCCUCUAGGUGUUUUUGGACUCCCAAAUCCCAUCAUCCCUGGCCAACAUGACCAAUAGUUGGGGAUGAUGGGAACUGAAGUUCAUCAACAGAUGGAGAGCCAAGGGUAGCUACCCCUGCUCUAGAUGUUGGACUGCAAGGCUCAUUGUUCCUGACAAUUGACAAUGGUCACUGUUACUAACAGGAGUUGGGAGUCCUAACACCACCUGGUGGGGGGGGGACAGGUUUCUCACCCUUGCUAUACAUGCUACGCAUAAUGUAGAAUCUGGUUUCCUGGGGAAACUAUGGGGAAGGGGGGAGUUAGUGGCACCAAACAAGGUGGCAGUUUCUAUGGCACACAAAGUCCUACUAUCCCCCUCCUUUCCCCUCUGUUCUUCUACGAUCCCGGUCUUGGAUUACAAAAUUGGGCAUAUCGUUCUGCAUUUUUUUGUGUAACACAAAUAUAGCAGUAGAAAACGAGAUGCUUGAUGGAAAAAACCACAGAGGAAAUGGCAGGGCAUAUUUCACAGUUCCCAUCCAAUAGCAAAAUGGGAGUGAUGGGAAGAAGCCACAUGGUCUGAGUUCAGCUGGCAUUUUCUCACCAACAAAGGCUGAAGCCCUUUUAAGCUGGAGGGGGAGGAGGAAGAUGCUGCGCUAGUCCUGCUGGGCAGUGCUUUCACAGGGCUUCUGUUGGCGCUCUUCAUUUAGUGAAAUGUUGGGAAAGAAGGACUGUCAGCGUGUCAACAUUAAGAACCCAAGGUUUAACUGCUGGGAAGUCCCAAAUUUUGCCCUUAAAUGAUUCCCAACCCACACAUAUAAUGCUCUUCAGUACGUUUGCACAGGGACUGGCAAUUCUGCUGCCAGUUGGUGUUCUGCAAUUGGAAAGUGUGAGGUAUCUGGCACAGAAGCAGUUGCUUGAGCUGGUUUGCCCACCUUCUUUUACACAAUCCCUGUCUGGGUAUUCAGGCUUCACAUGUAAGCAAAAAUGUGAGGAGAAGCUGGAGAACUGUGCUGCAAAACCCUCUCCACAGCAUCAUCUGUUCAAAGUUCAGAGCUUUCUCUCUCUCUCUCUCUCUCUCUCUUUCUCUCUCUGUGUGUGAAGUCCUGAUUUAGCAGACUUCUAAAUCGCACAAGGAACUGCCAUGUGGAGAAGAGGCUUCCCACUUCAGACACCUCACUUUUCCCUAUACCCACUCCUCUUAAGAUGAAUAAAAUUUCAAAAUGACUAGAUGUGUGACUUGAAGUAUUAACACCAGUCUGCUGUUCCUAAAGAAAGGAAGUUGUCAGUAAAUAUAACACCAGAGAGAUAGGAAAGCAUAAAAGACAACAAGCAACUCAUAAAGAAAACAAAAGGUAAAAAACAACAACAACAAAACUUCUUAACAUUACUAACUGGUUCUUCGUUGGUGUUAAAUAUGCUUGGCAGAUUACUAAGAAUUAAAAAUUACUAAACUAGGAAGUAAUUAUUUACAUUUCUGUCCAUAAGAUGACAAAGAGCAGUUUUUUAAGUCAAGAUGAAAGCUUUUGAUUUUCUAUAGGCAAUACUGCCUGUCCCCCAGUUGCAUCUUAAGAAAUAAAGGGAUAGUUUUAAGAUUCUAAGUUAGGAUCCCCCAAUCUGAACCAGACUUCUCAUGGUCUGCUGGAAAAUGACAGUACUUCCUCUGAAGCCAGAAUUUGAUAUGCUAAAGAGGGUCUCUCCAGCUGCGGUUCUUUAUAAGAUUAACAAGUCUAGACUUGUUGAUGUUAUCACUUUAAAAUGGGCCAUUAAGAUAAAGGUAGGGUAAAUGUUUUGGCAAAAGCCAGCUAUUUGCAUUUGACAGCCACCUUAAACAAGUCAUUUUCAGACCAAAGGAGAGAUUGGUAAUUACUUUUAAAUUCACAUUUCCUCUAAACUAUACAUUCACAUUGUAUACAUUCUCUCAGCUUCCCUUAUGGCAGGUAGCAACUUGCCUUUAAUUUUAAAAGGGCAUUUCUGCUGCAGCUUUUGUUUGCAUAAUAUCCAGUAACAUCCAGCAUUUAUUUGCAUAACAUCCUGCAGUAAUAAUAUUUAUUAAUUAUGGAAUGUAUAUCCUGCUUUUCUUUCAUCGUGGAGCUCAAGGUGGCAUAUAUAGGAAUCCAAGGUGAGCCCAUCCUGGCAAUAAUAAUAAUAAUAAUAAUAAUAAUGCCCUGCUCAUCUGGCUGGGUUACCCCAGCCAUUCAUCAGAUGCACACCAGCUUACCUUCAGCAGGUUCAUUGCUGGACCUGGGACCAAUGCUUGUGCCUCUUCCUUCAAGAGCAGAGCUGAUCCUACAAGAUGCAUUUAGCUGCAUGGCUUUUAUUUUUUCGAUGUGAUGUGGAUUGGACAGAAUUUUCUUGUUGGGACAGACUACCAAUUACUGUACUCAAAUAAUGUGACAUUCAAUGGCUCCUCUGGAACUCAGACUCUGAUCAACUUCUUGUCCCACCUGACACAGUUUAGAGGGCCUGGCACUGCCUCAGCCAUGGUAGUCCUACCACAUGGCAGGCCUUGGGUCUUCCUGCUUCUCCUCUUCCUUCGCCCUUUCCUCCUUCCGUGAAUGCUGAUUAACAGAUGUAAACAAAGACUGAUAUAGUAGCUUAUGCCUUAACUUUUGUGACCUGACCUUCUGUCUGUGAUAGGUCUGGCUUCUUCUCCCUCUUAGAUAAGAUGCAAUUGUAUUUGUGCAUCUCUUGGCUCCUGUGUCCAUGGGGAAAUCCAACUGGAAUACUUGGGAUGGUGCAUGGCAUUUGUGAGAGCUGCUGCUCUAGCUGAGUGCCCGGGGAAUCUAAGCCCUCUUCUGCAAAAGUCAGGAUGUUGGAACAUUUGGCCCUAUGGCAGUUGCCUGUGGGAUGGCCUUAUUCAAACCCUUGCUUUGUUCCACUGCUGCUGCUGCUGGGUGGGGGAAGCAGCAGAGGCUGUGCUGACUGAACCAGAAUUUCCUUCAGCACAAGAAAGGGGAGCAGGAUCAAUAAGAACUAAGGUGGCAUGAAUUCUCUGUCUAAUGGAUCUGCAAAACCCACUAAUUUGGUUAGCUUUCUUCUUAAUGGCUGGACAUGCUGUGGUCUCUCAGUCCUGUUUUCUGAUUGCCCCGAUGAAAUGGCACAAAGUGGGUGGGUUGGGAUAUCUGCUUCAGUUCUCUGGUUCCUGGGGAGCUGAAGCCAGUGCCUAAUCCAAUAACUUUCAUCUGGUUUCUAGAAGGGGGAACGAGAGCCUCCGCAGGGACUGGAUGCACAUGCUGGGUCAGCAUCGCUUGAAGCAUCUAUGGAGAAGUGAUAUCGGCAUUUUGUGUUCCUGUAAUUCCUAUUAUUUCUGUUGUGCAAUAAUAGACAGCCUCUGAAAGAGCAGAGCAGGCGUUCUAUGGAAUGCUGGAUCUGCCUUUUUAUUGUAUUUUCGGGGUGUGAAGACUGUUUGGUCUGGUCUCUGUCUCUUAACUCCAAAUCUUCCUCAUUCCCCUUGCAGGUACCUGGAACGGUUUCAUACCUUGGAGGCAACGGACACAAAUAACCCGUCUCUGAAUUAUGGGUUGGUUAUUGAUUGUGGGAGCAGUGGGUCCCGGGUCUUUGUAUACUUUUGGCCACCACACAAUGGGAAUCCGCACGACCUGCUGGACAUCCGGCAGAUGCGAGACCGUAACGGCCAGCCUGUUGUCAAGAAGAUCAAGCCAGGUUUGGAUAUUUCCAAAGGCCUUUUUUGUUGGUGGCUGUGAACCCACAAGCACCAAGCACCUGGAGGUGGGCAGAGUUGCUCUGUAGCUGAGGGAAUAUUCCCUUUUCAUUGUACAGGGAUCUCUACUCUGGCAGCCACUCCAGACAAAGCUAGUGACUACAUCAGGCCGCUGCUCAGCUUUGCUGCUGCCUAUGUGCCCAGUACCAAGCACAAGGAGACUCCCCUCUACAUUUUGUGUACUGCAGGAAUGAGACUGCUGCCUGACUGGUGAGUGAGCUAUAUUUUCCCAAGACCUGAGCAGAGUAGGCUUGGGACUGGGGAGCAGGAAGUGCCGGGCCUCUUGGAGCUACAGGUGGACUUGCAUCCUGAAGUGGAACGGGACAGGGUGUGGGGUGUAUCUUCACUGUAAAAGUCAAAUACAGCAUUUCCUGUUUCUAAGAGUGGACACACAGGGGAAUGUUGCUCCAGACAGGGAGGAUUUCCUGUCAUACCUGCUCUGGAGCAUCCUCCCCCUGUGUGUGACCAGGUAGAUGGGUGUGACCCUAGCAGACCCUAUAAAAGGGCCAGUCACGCAGCCAUCUUCCUCUUUUGCUGCUCUUUUGCGACUCCUCUGCUGGCUCUUAGCCAGCAGCACAUGGCUCAUCCUUACAGAGGAUGGAAACCACAAGGUAGAAAGUCUGAGGCCUAGCUCAGACUUCUUUUCUCUACAACUGUAACUGUCAUGUCGUUGUUUUUAAGAGGGAACUAAAGGGGAAAUUUACCAGGAACAAGCCAAUCUGGACAAGCCAGACUGAAUUGCUCAAUUCAAAUGAUUCUAACAAAUCCAUCAACUAGCUUUCAGCAAUGUGCAAGGGAAUGUGCUCUGUUACUAGUAAUAAUAAUAAUAAUAAUAAUAAUAAUAAUUUAUUAUUUCUACCCGCCCAUCUGGCUGGGUUUCCCCACCCACUCUGGGUGGCUUUCAACAGAACAUUAAAAACAGAAUAAAACUUCAAACAUUAAAAACUUCCCUAAACAAGGCUGCCUUCAGAUGUCAAGGGGUUCCACAGGGCGGGCACCACUACUGAGAAGGCCCUCUUCCUGGUUCCCUGUAACCUCACUUCUUACAGUGAGGGAACCACCAGAAGGCCCUCGGCGCUGGACCUCAGUGUCCGGGCUGAACGAUGGAGGUUGAGACUAGCUCACUAACGUGAGGAAGGAUAAUAUUUAAUCAAUAUAUCAUCUACUAUCCACAACAUUCCCACACAGGGUUCCCUAACUUGAUAGUGAGCAAUGGGUCAUCUCCACCCCAAGUGGAGCUGAAAAUUAAGUCCUGCUUAUGAAGUUGUGUGUUUGCAGAUUCAUGGCUGGAAAGAGACCAAGUGAGAAGGGUGACUUGCACAGGGGGACAAAAGGACAGGUUUUUGAAAUGAGGUGGAGUUUUGAAAUGAGGUGGAGGAGUUAGACAUCUUGGCCAUUCAGCAGUGGAGAGGGGGGCUCAUUAUAUUUCAGUACAAAGAAAUGGCAGCUGCUCAGUUUGUCUGCUUGUGGAUCUUCGCAGGCAGCAGACGGCCAUCCUGGCGGACCUGGUGAGGGAUGUGCCCUUGGAAUUUGAUUUCCUCUUCUCAGAAUCUCAGGCAGAAGUGAUCUCUGGGAAGCAAGAAGGUAGGUGUUGGGCCAGAAAGGCUCGCUCACUCCUUCUUAGGGAGUUUGGCAAAGGGUGAAGGGAGAGGGGGGGAAGGUAGGUAGUGAGGCAGCACUGCACAGGAUCUGGGGGUUUAGCUAGCUGUUACACCAGCUUAACUUGCUGCUGGCGGUGCCUGUCCCUUGGGGUUGUUCCCUCCCCUCAAACUUCACAGGGUGCUGCUCAAGCAUCACACAAAGUCCUGUACCUUCAAGGAACCCAACACUGCUCUUGAUUCUCUUUCUUUCCCCACCCCCAAUUUCCCAGGAGUCUAUUCUUGGAUAGGCAUCAACUUCGUAUUGGGAAGAUUUGACCACGAAGAAGGUGAGACUGCGGGAAAGGGACAGUGGAGUUGAAUGGGUAGGUAGAAGUUUUCUCUUUUGGCUCAGUUCCAUCUUAAGGGAGGGAAUCUCCAGCACAGUUUGCUCGAUUCCCAGCAGGAAUGGAGAUUUGGCUUCCCCACAUGACCUGACAUAAGGCCCCUUCCCAUUCUGCAGUUUAGCAGGAGUGAAGGUGAGCAAGAGAGACUAGAGCUGAUCCCCACUUCUUCCCUAACUUCUGCCCCCUCAAACCCUAGACAUUUCUAGUGUUCAGCCCAAGAGGUAUGGGGAUGUGCCAUCUUCCACCUCCAUUUUCCAUUGCUUUGGAAACUCUCUCUUUCUCUUUCUCUCCCUCCCUCUGGGAUUGUAGAGGAAGAUGCAAUGAUUUCUGUGACCCCGGCUGGCCAGGAAGAAACCCUGGUGCGAAAGAGGACCGUUGGGAUCCUUGACAUGGGAGGUGCCUCUCUGCAAAUCGCCUAUGAGGUGCCGACUUCUACGUCCUUCUCUUCCCCGCAGGAGGUGUGUAGCUUGGGAAGGAAAUAUGUGCUAUGGUCCAGGUUGGGCACUGUUUCUUACUCCCUCUCUCCCUCCCCCUGCCACCCUCCCCUCUGCUACUGACAGGAGGAAGCUGCCAAGAGCCUGCUUGCUGAUUUCAACCUUGGCUGUGACAUGCAACACACGAAGCAUGUGUACCGAGUCUAUGUCAGCACCUUCCUGGGCUUUGGGGGCAACUACGCCCGACAGCGCUAUGAAGAGCUGGUGCUGAAUCAGACCACCACCCGCAACAGGUGAUGUCCUCAUGCUGCCAGGUUUCAAAAGGUCUGGCUAAAGGCAGCUCUGGAUUCCACUGCCCCCAGGAGUUCAAGGUGUGGCAUCCUGGGAGAGGGUGUGUGUUUAUUUGUAGGAGGCAGGCUCCCUGAGUGAUGAGAUCAAUGGGAGAAGUUUCUGAUGGUCCACAUGCAUACCUCUAGCCUGUUUCGGGGUGGCACGGAAGAACUCACCGAUCAUAACUUGCCACUGGGGAUGUCUGUGUUUUCCCAACCCUGAAGCUUAGGCUCUCGUUGCAGGUUGCAGGGUGAGCAGCUUGGCGCAAAUGCUGGUGUGCCCGUCUUGGACCCCUGCCUGCCUGUGGGACUGGAGGAUGUUGUGGAGCAUGGCGGCCAGACCCUGCACAUCAAGGGCCAGGGGGACUGGCAGUCGUGUGCGAAGCAAGUGCGCCUCCUGCUGGCGGGAGACAACAGAACCACGGUCUCUCUGCGCAACACCUAUCAGGCACCAAUUGACUUUGUUAACAGCGAAUUCUAUGGGUUCUCUGAAUUCUACUACUGCACCGAAGAUGUGCUGCGCCUGGGAGGACUGUACCACAUGCCCACGUUCACACGUGCUGCCCAGGUGACUCUAAAGUAUGUGAUCACUUUGCCAGGAUAGGGGGUGUUGUUUCUGUGCCCACUCAUGUCUUUUGCCUCCUUCCAGGAUUAUUGCAGCCUGAGCUGGUCCUUACUGACCCAGAGGUUCCGAGACCACCUAUACUCAGCACAUGCAGAUCUGCACCGUGUCAAGUAAGAAUCCAUUCUUUCCUUUCACAGAGAAUGUGCUUGGUCCUUAACUCUUCUUCCAUGGACGGUGAAGGGGUGGGGGUAAGAUUGCCUCCCAGCAGUCUUCUCAACUGAUGAGCCUCAGUCCAGCGUAUUUGUGAUGGAGUCUCUAUGCUCUGCUUGCAGGUACCAGUGCUUCAAAUCAGCAUGGAUGCACCAAGUCCUGCAUGAAGGCUUUCAUUUCCCCAAGGAUUAUUCUGGUCUGCGCACAGCCCAGUUGGUGUAUGAUCGUGAGGUACAAUGGACACUGGGAGCCAUUCUCUAUAAAACUCGCUUUCUGCCACUCAGGUAACCUAAAUUGCUGCCCACUGCAUGUUUUCUCAUCUUAAGAGUGGUAGAGUUCUUUUGGUUACUUCAGAAUCAGUGUUUCAAACAAGGUCUUCAGUAAAGAACUGGACCAUGGCAUUUGACUAGGAGUAAAAUGCUGGUUUUCUAGCCCUAAUUAGAGUGUUCAGUCAUCUUAAUAUGUGAACUUGGGAGUAAGCCUCACAGAGUUCAAGAUGAGGAGGGCUUACUCUCAAUAAGCAUGCAUUAAAUUGAGCUUGAAACAUGGAAGAGUUCAGUACUCUGUGUUUAAAGUCUGAAGUUUCAUUUUUUAAACUUGAGAAAGCAACUGAUCUGCCAGCAGUGCUUUUCUGAAAAAACAGAAAAGGAGAAAGCAGACACAUGCAGAGACCUGGUAUGUUUUUAAGAGGUACCUAAGGGAGAGACAUCAAAUGCACUCUCAAUGAAGCACAGAGCCUGCAUGAAAAGGAAGUUGAUCCUUUAUCAGUAGGCAACAUGGUGUCUUAAAUGUUAAAAAACUAAACCUAUGUUUUUGACACCUCUCAUCUAUUUACAAAUGGUCUGUAGGGCAUAGGCCUGAGAAAAGCCAGGUAUUUGGGAAUCAUACUUACUCCAGUAUCUGGAAUGCUUCUUUGUCUGCUAGUUGCAAGAGAUUCAAGCGUAGCGCAGCUUCACAUUUUAACUUCAGACUGAUUUUUCUUUGUUUUUCAGGGAUCUCCGCCAGGAGAGCAUCCACCAACCUCGCAGCCCUUGGCUCCGUCUCUCCUUUGUUUAUAACCACUACCUUUUCUUUGUGUGCAUUCUUGUGGUGAUGCUUGCAAUUGGACUCUACCUCUUCCGUCUGCGCCGCAUCCACCAGAAGCAGUUGCACGUGGCACAGCUGGACCUGCUGUGGCUAUCAGAAGUGGUGCCGCUGCCAGCACAGGAGGCAGCCUCCUGACAAAAGAACUACCUCUCAGUGAACUCUCUCCAUGUCUGCCCUAUUGGCAGUGGCUUUUAAUGGGCCAGAAGCUGUGAUUCUCUUGCGGGCUAGUCCGGAAUUCUGCAGGACUCCAGCCCAACCCCAGGGCCUAAACAGUGUCUGCUCAGACUUGCCCCCUAACCCAAGCCGCUCAACCCUAAUGGACUCUGGAUUUUCCUCCGUGGCUGAAAUCCCCAGCCACUGUGGGAGAAUCACGCUGCAGGUGUUGUGAGGCAAGGGAAGCUGAUCUCUGUUACCCUUGACAGUGGGCAAAAGGCAGCAUAGCUGAACGUGACCAAAGAAACUUGAUUUACUCAGGAAGGGAGGGAGAAGGACCUUGUGUGGCCAAGAACUGGACAGCUCUCCCGCAAAAGGAAAGAAAGUGGUUCUUUCUGAUGCUUUACUAUGAGCACGCCCCCCCCUACUUCUGUUGAUGUCUGUGAUAGGACCAAAAAAGGAGUCGUGCAAACAGGAUUCCUUGAGGGUAAGAAAUAACCUUUUAAAAAAACCAAGGCAGAUAAUUUGCUGCCUUCCUUCACACUCCUCCCCACAAAUACAUUUUGCACACCCUCCUUUCAAAUCCCACAUUUACCCAUCAUUCAGUGUGUCUCAGUGCUGUUGUCCCAGCACUGGGGCUUCCAGCAGUUCCAAGUUUCACAGAAGACCACCUUGAACUGUGGAACGCUGUCCCUGGUACUUGUUUUAACAACACCUAGCCCAUAAACUCAAUCAGCUAUGGGCUAAGUUAAAUUAUGAAUUUGUUUUCAUACUUGAACUCCAGUUACUGUAGCAAUAAAUUAUGCUGAACUGUGUAAGCAGA
Molecule: messenger RNA, 12234 nt
Organism: Podarcis lilfordi (Lilford's wall lizard)
Lineage: Eukaryota; Metazoa; Chordata; Lepidosauria; Squamata; Lacertidae
Source: the annotation of a GenBank genome assembly